Molecule: messenger RNA, 498 nt
Organism: Aspergillus novofumigatus IBT 16806
Lineage: Eukaryota; Fungi; Ascomycota; Eurotiomycetes; Eurotiales; Aspergillaceae
Product: carboxymuconolactone decarboxylase family protein
Exons: 2
Coding region: 1-498 (165 amino acids)
Molecular function (GO): peroxiredoxin activity
Source: RefSeq, a predicted model, not a curated record
AUGCGUCUUCCAUACGUCUCUGACCCUCCCCCUACUAGCACUCCCGAAGAGGCGGAGAUCCUCGCUCGUGUCAAAGCCAGACAUGGAUGGAAUUCAUUCAUUGGGGCAAUACGAACAAAAACUACCUUGUCUACGAUAAUCAAGGAACUUAUCAUCUGCCGCGUGGCUGUUCUGAACGGAGCCUGGUUUGAAUGGGAACAGCACGCACCUUUAUUGGAAGAAGGUGGGCUUAGUGAUGAGGGAAUGCAUGCUGUUCGUGAUAUUCAUGCAGAUAUUCCACUGAAAAUUGACGAAAAGGCCCUGAGUCCGGCUGAAGGAGCUGUUCUGAAGUACACGGACGCCAUGACAAAAACAGUCACUGUUCCCGAGGAAGUGUUCCAGGAGCUGAAGGGAUUUUUCAAUGAGAGGGAAAUAGUCGAGAUAACGACAACAGUGGCAGCGUACAAUUGUGUCAGCCGAUUUCUUGUCGCCUUGAAUGUUGGGGAGAAGAAUCCUUAA